UUGGUAAAGGGGAACCUCGGGUGACAAUAACAACCGAGGAUUCGCUGCCGGUCGUGUGGUUUGGCCCUAAGAUGGGUUGAGAAAUUCGAGUCUCUUGGCGCAGUGCCUGAAGAUACGCUCAGUGAUUCCACGGACAGGUCCUUCGAAGCAAACCCAUAGAGACCCGAAAAGUCAGAGAAAUAAUUGUUUAAUUCUGAGGAUGGGGUUUUAGUGAGGGAAGUGGGCGCAGUAAGAAUGCGAUGCGCCUUUGAAGGUUCCAAGCUGACGAUUCUAGCCCUCAAUUUGUCGUUUGUUUGGAUUCAGUCGGUGGACAAAUUCCAUUCGAUGUCCUCAGUCAACGAUCGGUGUUGAAGCUGUGUUUGCAGCCUCGGUCUCGGUUGAAUUUGCUCUGUGAACGUUGCGAGUUCAGUGGUCGCUAGAGGAAAUUCUGGUUUGGUAGGUUGCGAUUCAGCAGAGGGUUGCCCAUGCGCAGGUGUCGAUGAAGGUUGGAGGAAUUUUUGUGAAUGCGUCAGGGGACUGAAUUUGUGGGGCUGGAAUUUCUGAGAAAAAUUCGACGUGAGUGAGCGAAGAUGCUGAUGAUGAAUUCUCAGCAGCAGCAGCAACAACAACAACAGCAGCAACGGCAGCUUGUAGUUGCUGUGGAGGGCACGGCUGCCUUAGGACCCACUUGGUCCGUGCUGCUGACGGAAUAUGUUGAGAAGAUCGUGAGGACAUUUCAUGCCUUCAAUGGAGGUGGUCAGAAACAUACUGGACCUCCUGGACCUCCCGGAGAGAUGGCGUUGGUUGUCUUUUACAGUCACAGUCCUUCCAGUGGUUGUUUGAUACAAAGGAGCGGCUGGACUUCAAGUGCUGAUGUGUUUUCCCGUUGGCUCUCGUCUAUCCAUUUCGAGGGGGGUGGAUUUGGAGAGGCUGCUAUUGCUGAGGGACUUGCUGAAGCUCUCAUAAUGUUGUGUCCAGGGCCCAACGUCCCUCCAGUGUCACAAGCGACAGAGCGCCAGAGACACUGUCUUCUAAUAGCUACUUCCAACCCACAUCGACUGCCCACACCAGUUCCCAGCCCUCCUGUUCCCAUGUUCUCACAACAGUCCCAAGGAAAUAAUGCUGAUACACAGUUGGAACAAUGGUACCUGGCUGAUGCGGAUACAGUGUCCCAGGCUUAUGCACCUUGUUCGGUUUCUCUGUCGGUGAUUGCACCUAGGCAGUUGCCUUUGUUGCGGAAUCUAUAUUCACAGGCCAAGCGCUUAUCUCGAGGAUCUGAAGGUGUCAACGAGCCUCCUAAAGUGAGCCCGCAACACCUAGUUCUUCUGUCGGAUGGGUUCUUGGAAGCCAGAUUAGCGCUGCAUCGAACCGCUGUGUCGAACACUUUGUCGAAUAAUGUUCCGAAGAUUGAACAGCAUCAAACUGUUUCAGUUAACGGCUCGUCAGUCACCAACCAGAUGCCUGUAGCAGGAGUGAGACCUACAUCUGGGGCUGCAACAGGAAUUGGGUCUUUGGCCGGACGACCAGGUUCCAACAUGCCCAAUCCACCUGUUACUGUGAAAACGGAGGCGGGUACUCAAGGAGGUCUGAACUCUUUGUUACAGCACAACAAUGCCAACAACAACAACAACAUAUCUCUGCCUAUGCAGCAGCAGUUGCCAUCUACUGGUGCACUCUCCAAUCAGGACACCAUGCAGUCUUCUCUGACUUCAAUAACGUCUCCAGAGACCCAGCAGCAGCAGGACUUCAAGGUGUUAGGAAACAUACCCUCAACCCAGCCUCUAAGACCCGUUGGAGGCAAUACUCUUCAAAACUCUAGCCUCAUGGCUCACAGUCCAUCUCAGUCUCGCCAUACCAUCGGUUCCCCGUCUUUGCCCCCAGCAAGCCCCCUGAGUGGUCUCCAAUCUUCAGGAGUGGGAGUUCCAGUAUCCAAUAUUAUGUCAAGCAUUGCUGGAGGAGCGAACUCUUUGUCCAAUUCUCAGAGUGCUUUGGGGGUCAGUGGCCAGCCAGUAGGUAUCGGAAUGGGUUCAAACAACACUGUCGGAAUGAAUGUUGGACAAGGGGGCGUUGGUGCUGGUCAAACAAUGCAUUCCAACUACACUUCUGGAUCUGCAAGUUUGGUGAACAGUCAAAUGCUUGGAGCAGUGCAAACAAAUCCGUCGUUGGUCAACACUGGAGGCGCAGGAACGGGGCAAGGGCUAGGAGGACUUGGACAGGGAACCGUGAGUGGGGUUAGUGGUCAAGGUGGUCUGGCCCCGUCGAAUCAAAUGGCUUCAGGUGGGCUAGGAUCCACAAUGGGAGGCCAAGGUACAUCCGGCGUCAAUUCUGGAACUGGCACGAUGAUUCCUACUCCAGGGGUACCUCAGUCGCCUAGUCAGGUCCAAUCCCUCAACAGUAACACAGGAUCGUCCCACCAUCCACCCGCCGCUGCUCCUGCGCAACAAUCGCUCAAGUAUACAAAGUUAUGGGAGGGCAUUCUUGCUGGUCAGAGAAAGGGAAAUGCUGUACCUAUUCCUAUCUGCAAACUGGAGGGCUACCGCCAAACGUCAUCUCCAGAAACGCUGGCUGCGGACUGGCCACCAACCAUGCAAAUUAUGCGGCUUAUACCCCAGGACUACAUGAAUCAAAACAGGGACUAUCAGCGAAAAGCUGAAUUGCUCGUCUUUCGUCCACUUACGCAACAUGAUUUUCUUGUCCAAUUGGCCGAGAAGAAGCUGUGUGCAGUUAUACAAUUACCCAGUCAAACUCUGCUCCUCGCGAGCACAGAGAAGCCUGGGCGGAUGAUCGGCAUGCUCUUUCCAGGGGACAUGGUACAGAUCAAGCCGCAAGUAUCGAGCCAACAACAGCAGGCCGCAGCUGGUGGCACAGCUGCCCAAGCUCACAGUCUUGCUGUGGGGCAGAGUGGAUUAGUGUCACAGAAUCACUCUCAAAGUGGGCUCUCGCAAAACCACUCUGUAGGCCAAAGCGGCAUGUCUCAAGGGGGUUUGUCUCAAGGUGGUUUAUCUCAAGGUGGCCUGUCUCAAGGUGGUUUAUCUCAAGGUCAUCCAGUCGGGCAGAGCGGCUUACUACAGAAUCAUUCUGUGGGACAGAGUGGAUUAUCACAGAACCAAAUUUCCAACACCCUUGGUCAAAGUGGUUUUGUACAGAAUCAGCUGCAAAGCCAGCUGCAAAACCAGCUCCCGACCGGCCAGCAAAUUACGCAGGCUCGGUCUCAGUUGAUGACAGGAGCUGCUGGUUUACAUAAUUCAAGUUUCCUUCCCUAAGUGCCGAACUAUCGGCGGGGCUAAAGUCACCCUUCUUAGUUCCUCCUAUGCUUCUUCUUUCCAAGUUCUAUUCCUAGUCUGCACCUGCCACUGGCCUGGUUUCCACAUUUCUGUACUGUAAUUGCACUGUCUGCUGGCCUCCGUGAUGCAAGUUUCUUUCCAAUUGUAACGUAGUAAAACUUCGACACAUUGUAGCACAGGUGUCUUCCAUGAAGUCACCCAUUAGAAGGGCAAUAUUCCCCUUAAGCCCGGCCCAUUUCAGAUUAUAAUUGUAAAUAUCUUAACAUCCUCUGCAUGCCAGAUGAUGGAUGAUCUCUGUAUCUCAUAAACAGAGAUCCCUAUCAAACAAACGUUUGGUAGAUAUAAGCGCAGGCCGUGGUGAACCCGCCACUACAGCCUGAACUUGAUACCUGUGCUUGUGCAUGCGCACAUGAUCAAGUGAAUUUGUGCAGUAUGAAGCUCUUAUGGAUCUCUCCUGCGGAUUCCGUAGGCAUGUCCAGAUUACCCCAUCUCUACUAUGGCCACUGCGAGCUCCGAGAACCAGCUGGAUUAUAUCUCUUCACGAACUGGCUCGUUGAAUUUCUGUCAUGAAGGGUAUGGUGAUCAAAGUGGAGUGUUGAACGUCGAGGCGCUGGUGAAGCCAGUGAUUUGGCAGUUGUCUACGGCAAUUGGAAGAGCAGGGCACGAACUGGUGUUGGACCCUCCUCCUCUUCUGCAUGUCUUCGCAGCUCAUUUCUGGAUGCAACUUUUGGGCAUAUAUUUAGGACAAGUUGUAGAAAUGGUAGUCUAUAAAGCGUCUGGGCAGCGGAACAUAAUAUAUACAGAUCAGCAUCUCUGCAGAUCCCCCCAUGGAUGUCAAAGUCCAUUGAAGGUGUCCACGUGAGGACAAGCUUUUAUUUUCAAGUUGUGUGAUCUGCGAGCUGGGAAGACAAGUUUGGCGAACAUUGUAGACAGCUUUUGCGGUUACUUGGCAGGCACCAAACUUGUCUAAUUUCAAAUUUAUAUUCAUCUGUUCAUAGCCUUUUGCAGACAGCUAUUGAACAAUUAUUUGCAUUAGAAGCCCUUUUGUCAUUCGUUUGUAUCAUGUAGCUCUGUAAACAUUUGGGAUGAAGUAAAGUGGUACCUGAAGUUUGACGAA
Marchantia polymorpha subsp. ruderalis is the source of this 4380-nucleotide messenger RNA. The record is from the annotation of a GenBank genome assembly. Lineage: Eukaryota; Viridiplantae; Streptophyta; Marchantiopsida; Marchantiales; Marchantiaceae.